CUCAUAUGGCUUAUUAGAAAACGAGUGACUGAAAAUGACUUGUAUGGUGCAACCAGCAGAGACAUGACAAAGCUCUCUGGACAUAUUCAUCAUGGCAUCAAGGCCAAAAAAGUGAUUUUAGAUGGUGAGAUGUUGGCCUAUGACCCCACUGAACAAAAGUUUCUUCCAUUUGGUACACUUAAAGAUGCUUCUAAAUCAAGAGAUAUCAAUGAUCCCACUCAACCACAUCCAUGUUACCUUGUGUUUGAUAUCUUACUGUUUAAUGAUACUCCUCUUGUUGACAACAAAUUGGAGGACAGACUCAAGGUGUUGAGUACUGUGAUGAAAGAACAAGGUAUGCAUUUGAGAUUUGUGACAAGAAAACAUGUCAGCACAAAAGAAGAAGUGAAUACAGCAUUAGAAGAAGCCUUGCUGAACCAUGAAGAAGGAAUUGUGAUCAAAGAUCCUAGCUCGAUGUAUAAGCUCAGUCAACGUUCUUCACAUUGGCUAAAAUACAAGCCUACUCAUUUGGAUUCCCUCGUCGAUACAUGCGAUUUAGUAGUAGUGGGUGCAAGACAUGGUCAAGGAACAAGAGCAGGCAAAUUUGCUAGUAUUUUAUGUGCCGUCAGAGAUGAUAGAAUACCAGAAACAGAACCACCUCGG
Gilbertella persicaria is the source of this 642-nucleotide messenger RNA. Its product is annotated as ATP dependent DNA ligase domain-containing protein. NCBI's taxonomy places the organism in Eukaryota, Fungi, Mucoromycota, Mucoromycetes, Mucorales, Choanephoraceae. The transcript has a single exon. Gene Ontology annotation, molecular function: ATP binding; DNA ligase (ATP) activity; DNA binding. The record is from RefSeq and is a predicted model, not a curated record. Gene Ontology annotation, biological process: DNA recombination; double-strand break repair via nonhomologous end joining; nucleotide-excision repair, DNA gap filling. Gene Ontology annotation, cellular component: DNA ligase IV complex. The annotation marks the transcript as partial.